Molecule: messenger RNA, 576 nt
Organism: Drosophila willistoni
Lineage: Eukaryota; Metazoa; Arthropoda; Insecta; Diptera; Drosophilidae
Exons: 1
Coding region: 1-576 (191 amino acids)
Source: RefSeq, a predicted model, not a curated record
AUGCAGUUAAUUUUCCAACUCAUACAAAUGCUGCUUAGCUUCAGUUUACUGCAAGCGGCAAUUUUGCCACUUACCCUCAACAAAGACAAUGAGGCAACAAGAAACUUGCUUUCGGAUUUGGAUAAAAUGAAUUAUUUGGAAUUGAAACCGAAUGGAAGCUUAAUCCUGAGACGUAAACCCAAUCAGAAUGGUAGCAAUUUGGAGAAUCUUCUUCUGUUACGCGGUGUACUACAAGCCCUUAAGUUGCCAUCAAUUGACGGAGUGGUAGAUAUCGAGGCAACGAAACAAAACAUAAAAAUGUAUGGCGACGGUGUGGAACAUAAGUUUCCACCACUAGUGGAGAAUAUUAUUCAACGUAUACAAACCUAUUUCUCGAUUUAUCGUUAUAAGGAUACAAGUCGGCCCAUACGCAAAGAUGAAAUAAUCCUCCAGCCUCUAGCUCAGCCGCAGGGACAGGAAAUUCCCGAAGAAGUGAUUACAACCACCGACACUACCACCACCACGACGGUUAAGGCAGAAGACGUAACCCUUGAUGACAAGGAUGCUUACAUUACAGUUGGUGAGAGUGGUGAAUAA